UUCAAGGCCUCAAAAACAUCUCAGACAAACACAAUUUGGAGAUAACGGUCAUUACAUUUGCGAAUGGGUAAUGCAAAAAGCAAGGACGGUGAACAUCAACUAGAAGAGGUCGUUCCUACAGGUCAGAUUAGCGGUACAAAUCAUGAAGAAUACAAUGCAACCUUGAUUCCCUUUGAUGAACUAGAUGGAGCUAAUUACGCGACGGAACCCGCCCCUUCUAGCGAGACAAAUAUUAAAGAAUCUAAUUCAAGCAUCGUAAACGUAUCUGGAAAUGUUGACCCAAUAUACACGACGGAAACAGCCCCUACGAGCGAGACAAAUUUUAAAGAAUCUAGGGCAAGCAUCGUAAACGUAUCUGAAAAUGUUGACCCACGAUACACGACGGAAACAGAAUGGUUGAGGGUUGGGUACCAUGCUGAUGGUCAAACUGAACCGGCUAAUCUGACUGAGCUAAAAGUUGACACAGAAGACGUCAUUGCUUCCAAACAUCAUGAAACUAUAACAUUCAAUAUUGAAUGCAAAAAAUACGCGGAUAAUGCAAGGGCGGAGUACAAUGCAAGGAAACGUGCAGCUUAUCGGAUUAAACGAAAUCAGGAUAUUAUCAGCUCACAAAAUGAGAAUCAGCCGGUAGUUGGAAAAUCUGAUCAUAGGGAUCAUAUCAACGCUCGUAGGCGGGCUGCUUAUCGCAACAAGUUGUCGGAUGUUUUGGGUAACCAACAAGUCAUUGGGAAGUCUGCCAGUCGCCAGUCUCUAUCAGAUAUCACAAAUGUUCUCGAAAAUAGGGAGAGUACUAAACCUAAUGUCCAAGAUGUAAAUGCACUUGCCCCUCAAUCCUCAGACAACCCAGCUAACUCUAACUAUCCGGCAUUGUCGCAUGAUGCGUCAACGUUUUCUAUUUCAACUGCGGGUCUUUCUGGUCUCGUUAAUGAGAAUGAAAGUCAAGUAGCAAACCAGUAUUACACCCAAGAAACAGAGGAUAGAACGGAGGCAGAACGCAAGAGAGACCAUAGAAACGCACUGAGAAGGGCCUCCUAUCGACGGAAAAAACUACCUAAUGUCCUAGAUGGAAAUGCAAAGACCCUUGUGGUUACAGACAACCCAACCAGCUUGGAGUCGUUUCCAAGUUCAAAUACGUUGUCAACUGUAACCAUCUGUGACACGGAGCAUCAAGACACCCAAGAAGCAGAUGAUAAAACGGAAGCUGAACGCAAGAGAGACCAUAGAAACGCCCUCAGGAGGGCUUCCUAUCUGCGGAAGAAACAAUCUACCGUACAAGUUGAACAUGCACACAACCUGCGUUUAUCAGGCACCCACACUGGCUCUAACUAUACAUCAUUGUCGAAUGAUGCGUCGGCACUUCCUGAUUCAACGGAGGUCUCGACUGGGAUCGUUAAUGACAUAGAGCUACAAGACGGGAUAUUGAAUGACAUACACGAAACAAAUGAAAGAACUGAAGAAGAACGCAAGAGAGACCAUAGAAACGCCCUAAGGCGAGCUGCUUAUAGGAGGAACAAGGAUAAGCGAAUCCAUGAUCGAAACAAUAAUGCAUCUGCUACUUCAGGAAACCCCUGUCAGUGUGGUGGAACCAUCUUUCUGUGGUUCUUACACUGAAUCUGAGCCGACGUGCAUGAUGCAUCAUUAGAGGCCGAAGAAGAUGGUGGCUUUUGAAGGUGCUUUGACUGGGAGGCGAUUCCUGGGUUGUCCUGUGCAGCAGGAUGUAGGUGUGAACUGUGGGGUUGUGGAGUGGGUGGAUGGUCCUUGGCCAGAGAUUCUACAAAGGUGCCUAACAAGGAUUUGGGACAUGUACCAUGAGCAGAACUUGGGGAGGGUGAAGGACAAACAAGCCCAUGAGAAAGAGGUGGCCAAGCUACAGAAGGAAAUUGAUUUCCUGUCAAACAACUACAGCCAGUUGGUGGAAGAUGUAUCCAAGCUUUUUGACUAUCAAGAUGGCAAGAUGUCUCAUGACAUGGACUAUACCAGUCAGGCAAUCAAUGAUCUAAAUGCAAAGAAGAAACAACUUGAGGAUCAAGCAAAGAUUGAGAUAAGUGUGGAAAAGAUGAAGCUUGCCAAGGAACAAAGGUGCAUUCUUCGAAGUCAAGCAGAUAUCAUUCAGAACAUGAGGAAGACCAUGAAGGAAGUGGAGGGGGACAAGGACCUACUUAAGCAAGAGAAGAAGAAGCUGGAGUAUUUGAUUGCUGAUCUGGUCAAUGCUGGGCAUGCCAGCAAAGAUAAGCUGGAGAGGAUCAAUGCAAUUAUGAAUGAGUGAAGUGCUUGGUGUGUGGGUUAAGUAAUUAAUAGGCCUAUAUAUAUAGCUGGCCUUGGAAUGUCAUGCAUGUUAGGUGUAUAUUUUGGGAAAGUUUCAUGUGCUUUCAGAAUGGUAUGAGGGAGGGAGGUACUCUUAUGGUUUAAGAACUAGUUGGUUUUCUAUGAUGUAAUGACUUUUAUGU
Messenger RNA from Triticum aestivum (bread wheat), 2447 nucleotides. RefSeq lists its product as uncharacterized. Bases 64 to 1611 code for a protein of 515 amino acids. NCBI's taxonomy places the organism in Eukaryota, Viridiplantae, Streptophyta, Magnoliopsida, Poales, Poaceae. The transcript is spliced from 15 exons. The record is from RefSeq and is a predicted model, not a curated record.